Molecule: messenger RNA, 2007 nt
Organism: Cyclocybe aegerita
Lineage: Eukaryota; Fungi; Basidiomycota; Agaricomycetes; Agaricales; Hemipholiotaceae
Source: the annotation of a GenBank genome assembly
AUGCCUCUGGAUGUUCUUUUCUCGGUCUUCUCGCAUCUGUCUCCCAAGGACAUCAUCAAUGUCGCCAGAACGAGCCGUAUCUUCCGAGAGACUCUGAUGUCAAAAAACGCGACUAUGGUUUGGAAGUCAGCAAGGGAGCAGUUCGGUGCUCCUGAGUGCCCGUCAUAUUUGAACGAGCCGCAGUGGGCGGCCCUCCUCUUUGCGACCUCUUGUCAGAGUUGUGGUGUGAAGAACAUCCAGACAGUUGACUUCGGCCUCCUGCGCCGCUUGUGUACCGCUUGCAAGAAGACUCACUUUGUCGUGGAAUCAAAAUUCAAGCGGCGUUAUCCUGGCGUUGACUCUGAGGUCCUGGAGCUGAUUCCAUAUACACACGCUGGUACAUGGGCUUACACCAAGAAGAGUCGUUUCUUCUGGGAGUUCGAUAUCGACCGCAUGAAAAACAAACUAGAAGAAUACCAAUCUAACGUUCGCCGUCGUCGAGCAGGAGCUGUGAAGGCACUUAAAGUCUUCCGGACCCAGCAGAAAGAGAUGGUAAAGGACGCUCAAGAGACCAUUGAGGAGAGGAAUGACUGGUGCCACGACUUUUCGCAAGGUCGUUUGAAGGACAAGCAAACUUUGAAGGUACAACGGAUGGAUGCCAUUCGCGCAAAAUUCCUCGAGCUGGGAUACAUGGAGCAGGAUUUGUAUGACAUUCAUUGGCUGCCCGAGUGUCAACAAGCAACGCCUCUCUCAGACAGAACUUGGACACGUGUCCGGCCGACCCUCGAACUGAUAGUUCUGCACUCCAAACGAAAACGAUUGGAACGCGACAUGGGACCCAUCCGGGCUGGAAGGAGAGCGAUCAUUCACGCCUUGUACCAAGGAUACAAGAAAACAUUGCCACCUUCGCAAUGGAAAUGUCUUCCGCGAACUGUUGACAUCUGUGCUAUGGAGCCAUUCAUAAAAGUUCUCGACGCUGGCGCCAACGCUGCCGCUCAUUUUGAGGACGCCAUGCGCCAACUGCCUAAGCUUCUGUCGUCAGCCUUGGCACGGCGCAAGAAGGAUGCCCCCGCUUCGCUCAAGAAGGUGACAUCGACAUUGGCAUCAGCGUCGACGUCAACUCUCAAUCAGAGUUCUUCUGAAACUGCGAAGGCAGGGACAGCGAAGGCCCCGCCGCCUAAUCCCUUGGAUCUAGUUACAUCGGCAUUCGUCUGCCUCGAGAGGUGCCAUGCCUCCCGCUACCGCUCCGUCUUCGGCCUCUACCCGCCAUCGUCGCAUCUAUUUGGCUGGAACGAGGUUGCCUCGCAUGAAUGCAGGCCCGAUACGUACUCGGAUUCUCCUUGCAUGGAGUUGGACCCCCAGGCGUUAACAAUCGCUGUGGACGAUUCUGGAAGCAUGGCGGCUGCUGCUAUCGUCCGAGCUGUAGGUUUGGACGACAAGGUGGCUACAAUUGCGGAUAUGGACGUGAAGGAUCUUCGUUUUGGAUGCUCCGUCUGCCCAUCUACGCUGAAGGAUGGGGAAAUUGAGUGGUGUAAGGUGGGAUAUAAAUGGCGCGAAUUCGUUACGCACUGCACUGCCAAGUCCCAUGCGCCAGCCACUGCCGUCGUUGUCCUCUCUCCUGAAGAGGUUGCCAUAAUCAAAGAACAGGAGAUGAAGGACCCGAGGUUGUCCCAGGAGCUCUGGACCUGUGGACAUUGCGCGGCCCAUCUCGAUAGCCUCCAAAUUCGAGAAGCCGUUAUUGAGCACCUCAAGUCAACGCACAACAUCGAUUCACCUCGCGAGCCCGAGGAUCUAUUCCUCCUCGAACGUCACCGUCUUAAGGACAUCCUCGAGGCAACCUACCCCGCGCCGUCACCUGUGCCUCUCCCUGUGAUCCCUCAUGCACGAGCUAGAGGUCGGCACUGUAUCUGUUGUGGUGGAGGCACACCGGAAGAACGGAACAGGACGUUUAACCUCAGGGGCGUUCUAAGUCACUUGGCAGAAAAGCAUGAUAUUACCGAUCCAAUUGAGAACUUCCAUUAUCGUUGA